GUCAGUAUAUAACUUUAUGAGCAAACGCAUUCCAUAUCUUGGGUUUCUUUAGAAAAAACAAUGCACAGAAACGUUCCUAAUCGCUUCAGGCUGUUGCAAACUAGGUCCUUCCAAGCACAACGCAGCGGAAAUCCAAACCCAAAGAGAAAUAAGUUACCAUUGACUAGAGAAGAUGAGGUAGUUAAACAAAAUAAUAUGGCAAUUAGUAAACACAUGAGGAAUGGGCAACUCGAAUCAGCUCACCGUAUAUUCAACAACAUGCCACAUCGAACAUGUGAUACUUGGAAUUCAAUGAUAUCUGGUUACUUACAGAAUGACAAAUUUGAUCUUGCUCGUCGUUUGUUUGACAAUAUGCCUACAAGAGAUCUUGUUUCGUGGAAUGUAAUGCUUAGUGGAUAUGUUAGGAAUCGAAAACUAAGUUUAGCUCGAUUGUUGUUUGAUGAAAUGCCUCACAAAGAUGUUGUUUCGUGGAAUACGAUGUUAUCUGGGUAUGCUCAAAAUGGGUAUGUGAAUGAAGCUAGAGAGAUUUUUGAUGAAAUGCCGGAGAAAAAUAAUAUAUCGUGGAAUGGUGUACUUGCUGCUUAUAUACAGAAUGGACGAAUUGAGAGUGCUUAUAAGCUUUUCGAGUCGAAAUCGGAUUGGGAAAUUUUUUCUUGGAAUUCUAUGAUGGCGGGGUUCUUAAGAAGGAAAAGAUUAGUUGAUGCAAGGUGUCUUUUUGACCGUACGGCAGAGAGAGAUUUAGUGUCUUGGAAUACAAUGAUAUCAGGUUAUGCUCAAAAUGGGGGACUAUUGGAAGCUCAUGCUGGAAAUAGUCAAGAGGCUGCGAUUAUUGCUGGAUAUGCUCAUGCUGGAAAUAGUCAAGAGGCUCUGAAUCUUUUUAUAGAAAUGAUGAGAGAUGGAGAAAGAAUGAACAGAUCCACAUUUACUUGUGCAUUGAGUACGAGUGCUGAUGUUGCAGCUUUGGAGCUUGGGCAGCAAGUACAUGGGCGACUUGUUAAGGCGGGAUAUGAGUUAGGUUGUUAUGUGGGAAAUGCACUUCUUGCGAUGUACUGUAAGUGUGGGAGCAUAGAAGAAGCUCACGAUGUAUUUGAGGCUAUGGCAGAGAAAGACGUAGUUUCUUGGAACACAAUGAUCGUAGGUUAUGCUAGGCAUGGAUUUGGAAAGCAGGCACUGGAAGUCUUUGAGUCGAUGGAGUUGAAGGGUAUAAAACCAGAUGACGUCACCAUGGUUGGUGUUUUAUCUGCUUGUAGUCAUGCUGGCUUAGUAAGUAAAGGUACAGAUUACUUUCAUUCUAUGGAUAAGAAGUAUGGCAUAAAGGCAAAAGCAAACCACUACACUUGCAUGAUUGAUCUAUUAGGACGAGCUGGACUGUUAGAAGAUGCUGAGUCUCUGAUGAGAAAUAUGCCAUUUGAGCCAGAUGCAGCAACAUGGGGUGCCUUGCUUGGUGCAAGUAGAACUCAUGGUAAUACAAAAUUAGGUGAAGAGGCUGCUCGGAAAUGUUUAGAGAUGGAACCAGAAAAUUCAGGUAUGUAUGUUCUACUCUCGAACUUGUACGCAUCUUCAGGCAGAUGGAGCGAUGUUCAAAGAAUGAGAGUCAUUAUGAGGGACAAAGGUGUAAACAAAGUUCCUGGGUAUAGUUGGAUGGAGGUGCAGAAUAAGAUCCAUAUAUUCUCUGCUGGGGAUUCAGUGCACCCCGAGAAGGAUAGAAUUUAUGCUUUCUUAGAGGAGUUGGAUUUGCUUGUAAAGAAGGAAGGAUUUGUUUCUGUGACGAAGAUGGUUUUACAUGAUGUCGAAGAGGAAGAGAAGGAACACAUGCUUAGAUAUCAUAGUGAAAAGUUAGCUGUAGCAUUUGGUAUAUUGAGUAUACCUCCGGGAAGACCAAUUAGAGUGAUAAAAAAUCUAAGAGUUUGCGAAGAUUGUCACAAGGCUAUAAAACUUAUAUCGAAGGUAACAGGAAGGUUAAUUAUCUUAAGAGAUUCUAACCGUUUUCAUCACUUCAGUAAUGGUUCAUGCUCUUGUGGGGAUUAUUGGUGAGAGCAAAGAAUUAGGGAAACAGUGAGAAUUGUUUGACUUAUUUUAUUCCCUUGCAAGUGUAUUUCACUUGUUUCUUAAUAUGUGGGUAUCAUUGGAGUUCAUUUUGGAAAUACACAACAAGGUUCAAUUGAUUAGCCAUAUCGAAGCCUCAUUUGGAUAA
Messenger RNA from Papaver somniferum (opium poppy), 2194 nucleotides. Its product is annotated as pentatricopeptide repeat-containing protein At4g02750-like. The transcript has 2 exons. Bases 61 to 2034 code for a protein of 657 amino acids. NCBI's taxonomy places the organism in Eukaryota, Viridiplantae, Streptophyta, Magnoliopsida, Ranunculales, Papaveraceae. Gene Ontology annotation, biological process: RNA modification. Gene Ontology annotation, molecular function: protein binding; RNA binding; zinc ion binding. The record is from RefSeq and is a predicted model, not a curated record.